CACAGAUCUAGAUCAAAACCGAUAGUGUUGAAGGUUGGUCGAAGUCUCUAGCGAAUUUAGUCAUAAACUGCUUGGGAUCAUGAAAGCGGCAAUUUUUUUUCUGGCGUCUAUUACACUUGUAUCAGCAUUCAAACUAGAGAAUGUCAAAAGAGCUACACACACUGGAGAGUGCCCACUUGUGGACACAAAUGUUCUAGGAUUUUGCAUGUAUGAUCCAGCAAAAAAUUGUCUAAGUGAUGAUCAAUGCAUACCAACGGAAAAGUGUUGUCCAAGUGGCUGUAACAAGAUGUGCAUGACGGCUGUUCAUCAUCAGUUGCUUUUGUCCUAAAUAUCCAACUUCAACAAACAACCUUUAAAAAUAUGAAAAUUACAUGCAUCAGAAAUUAAAGGAUUUCCUUUAUAGAGAAGAUCAUAUUAAGAUUGUUGAUCCAUGUGAACUAAUCACUGCAUGG
Molecule: messenger RNA, 452 nt
Organism: Saccostrea cuccullata (small rock oyster)
Lineage: Eukaryota; Metazoa; Mollusca; Bivalvia; Ostreida; Ostreidae
Product: antileukoproteinase-like
Exons: 4
Coding region: 80-328 (82 amino acids)
Cellular component (GO): extracellular region
Molecular function (GO): peptidase inhibitor activity
Source: RefSeq, a predicted model, not a curated record